Messenger RNA from Blastomyces gilchristii SLH14081, 674 nucleotides. RefSeq lists its product as uncharacterized. Lineage: Eukaryota; Fungi; Ascomycota; Eurotiomycetes; Onygenales; Ajellomycetaceae. The transcript has a single exon. The coding region runs from base 183 to 446 and encodes 87 amino acids. The record is from RefSeq and is a predicted model, not a curated record.
UGCAGGCGGCCACGGUCAGUCUGUGUAUUUUACGGAGUACAGACACCAUCGAUACCUAGCCCUGCCGCAUGCCGCCUACGGAACCAACCACACCCUUCGGACUACGGAGUAAUCCGAAGUAAGUCAUAUAAUAUUCUCCUUAAUGUCGUAUAACUUCCGUACGGGUAAAUAAACACCACCACAUGCCAAGAGCGUAUCGCUUCUUCUGCUUCUUUGUAACUUCCUGGCAGCGUCAUGCACCCGGGUCAGAUGUGAAGGUCACCAAUGGCCAAAUAUCUCCAACAUAUCCCUCCCGUGUUUCAUCCGUCGAGGAAGAAGAAAACCUCACAGAAAUCAGCGGAUUAUUAGUCUUCGCUGAACUUGCCAGCGAGCUCCUGGCUCUAGCGGACGCCAGCCCAAGUUUAGCUCCCGUAUUUCACCAUGGAUCCCUUCGCCAUGGGAAGUAGCGGUGUGGUCACGAGACUGCAUGGGCUGGAGGUUUGUGCCUGUGCGGGCACGAUACAUGGAAGAGGGCGAAGCAAUGGUAGGGUAGGGGGAAAUGCCGGUCAAUGGCGGAAAUGAUCUCAUGGGUUUCAUGGGUUGCUGUUAAGCGUAUCAUCGCCCGAAGCAUAAUGAGGCGUCGUGAAUUAUCAACACCCAAUCAUCUGUUUGGGGAUCCAAUAAUAACACCUCGU